AUGAGCACACAUGUAGUGGUCUACCUUACAACAAGCAGUGUAACCGCCUCUGAUGCCGUUGUCCUUGUGUUGACAUGGAUCAAGUCAUUUGCGCACUGGCGGGAGAUGCGGAGACUCAAACUUGCUUCGUCUAUUUCUGAUGUGCUGCUUAGAGACGGUACCCUUUAUUUUCUCGCGCUUCUAGGCAUAAAUGUUCUACAGCUCUCUACCUACUCGACUAAUCUCGUAUUAGAAGGCACCUAUGUAAGCUACUUUGUCCAAUACUUGCCACCGCUGUUGGUGCAGCGUUUCAUCCUUGACCUCCGCCAGCUCAACCACACCACCGAGGCCAAUAGAAAUAACUCUGACAUGCAGCACUUUUCCCGCUUCUCUGUGAGCUUCAGAGUACCCUCUGGCUCCCUCGAGAGUAUUGGCCAGGCUUCCUACCACGGCCAGUCAGAGCAAGUUGAAGAAGACGGUAACGACGAUCACUGCGUAGGGGAAGGGCCACAAGACGGGCUUGAAGAGGGUCUCGCACCGCAUGUGAGCCUGACGGCUACACUUCGGGAGGAAUCCGCAGGAGCCGACGUUGUCCUGGUAUUGCAGCACACCGGACGUGCGAGUAAAGAGGACGACGUCGGGUCAUCAUCCGCUCCUUCGCGCGCGAUGGUGAUUAGACGGUCUACGGCUGCAGGUUAA
Molecule: messenger RNA, 678 nt
Organism: Phanerochaete carnosa HHB-10118-sp
Lineage: Eukaryota; Fungi; Basidiomycota; Agaricomycetes; Polyporales; Phanerochaetaceae
Exons: 5
Coding region: 1-678 (225 amino acids)
Source: RefSeq, a predicted model, not a curated record